Condylostylus longicornis is the source of this 1602-nucleotide messenger RNA. RefSeq lists its product as uncharacterized. The record is from RefSeq and is a predicted model, not a curated record. Lineage: Eukaryota; Metazoa; Arthropoda; Insecta; Diptera; Dolichopodidae. Gene Ontology annotation, biological process: protein folding. Gene Ontology annotation, molecular function: ATP hydrolysis activity; ATP binding; ATP-dependent protein folding chaperone. Gene Ontology annotation, cellular component: chaperonin-containing T-complex; cytosol.
AUGGCUAUGAAUAUCAUCCCUCAAGUCCUGAAAAGCGGAGGUCAGGAAGACCGCGGGGAAAUUGCGCGUCUUCAAUACUUCGUUGGAGCGAUUGCUGUCGGGGAUCUCGUCAAAUCAACGCUGGGACCGAAAGGAACCGACAAAAUUCUCCAACCUAUUGGAGGUGAAGGAUCUCGACGGGAUAAGACGACAAUCACAAAUGAUGGAGCUACAAUAUUGAAAUCUGUGUGGCUCGACAAUCCUGCUGCUAAGAUUCUUGUCGACGUGUCAAAACAGCAGGACAGUCAAUGUGGAGACGGAACAACCGGCGUUGUUGUUCUUGCCGCUGAAUUGCUCAGAAAUGCCGAGCAGUUGAUUGAACAGAAAAUCCAUCCACAGGUUGUCAUCGCCGGAUAUCGUCUUGCUGCUAAAGCGGCUCGUGAGGCUCUUGAGAAGAUUGCUUUUGAUAAUUCGAACAGCGAAGAGAAGAUGAAAGAAAAUCUAAUGAACGUUGCAAAAACAGCUUUGUCUUCGAAACUAUUGACGUACGAAAAGGAUCAGUUUGCCAAACUAGCCGUUGACGCGAUUUUGAGGUUGAAAGGGAAGCCAAACUUGGAUUAUAUACAGAUCAUCAAGAAGUCUGGAGGAACUCUGCGAGAUUCUUUCCUUGAAGAAGGAUUUAUUUUAGAGAAGGCGUUGGGUGUCGGACAACACAAAAAAAUUGAGAAGUGUAACGUUCUAGUUGCAAAUACUCCGAUGGAUACAGACAAAAUUAAAAUUUAUGGUGCAAGAGUGAAGGUCGACUCGUUCGAAGCAGUAGCAGAAUUAGAAAACGCUGAACGAGAAAAAAUGAAAACAAAGGUAGAAAAAAUCGUUGCGCAUGGAUGCAAUGUUUUCAUCAACCGCCAACUUAUUUACAAUUAUCCCGAGCAAUUAUUCAAAGAUGCUGGAGUCACCCCAAUAGAACACGCAGAUUUUGAUGGAACCGAAAGACUUGCAGCAGUUCUUGGAGCGGAAAUUGCUUCGACAUUCGAAAGUCCAGAUAAAACUCUGUUGGUUUGUUGCGAUUCGAUCGAGGAGAUUAUGAUUGGAGAGUCGAAAGUCAUUCGUUUCACUGGAUGCAAGAGCAAUGAAGCUUGUACGAUCGUCUUAAGAGGAGCGAAUCUUCAUAUUCUUGAUGAGGCUGAGCGGUCUCUUCAUGAUGCACUUGCGGUUCUGUCCCAACUGGUUCUUGAUACCCGAGUUGUCUAUGGGGGUGGUGCUGCUGAGAUGGCAAUGAGUGAUGCUGUUGAUUCAUUGGCUCGGAGUAUCGGCGGAAAAAAGAGUUUGGCAAUUGAAGCUUUCGCUAAAGCGUUGCGCCAGGUUCCAACGAUUAUUCUCGACAACGGAGGAUUCGACUCAGCGGAGAUUGUCGCAAAACUGAGAGCAGCUCAUCAUAACGGAGAGUCUUAUAUGGGAAUCGAUAUCGUUAAUGGGGAUGCUGGCGAUAUUCGACAACUUGGAGUGAUGGAGGCUUUCAAGUCAAAGUUGUCGCAGCUCUGCUCUGCGUCUGAAGCUGCUGAAAUGAUCAUUCGUGUUGAUGACAUUAUUCGGUGCGCUCCACGUCGACGCGAAGGAAUGUAA